Molecule: messenger RNA, 540 nt
Organism: Schistocerca nitens (vagrant locust)
Lineage: Eukaryota; Metazoa; Arthropoda; Insecta; Orthoptera; Acrididae
Product: gastrula zinc finger protein XlCGF57.1-like
Exons: 2
Coding region: 49-306 (85 amino acids)
Cellular component (GO): nucleus
Source: RefSeq, a predicted model, not a curated record
UUCUGUUCAUCAGUAUGCUGCUGAAACAUUUAUUAUACUGAUUUUGAUAUGAUUUCAGCCAUGUUUGAAUCCACACUCUAUUGUAUGAGAGCAUUCAACACAUCCAAAGGUUCAUUUUUCUGCCAUCGCUGCGGUCGCACAUACGCUUCGAAAGGCAAUUUAUCGAGACACUUACGAUUUGAAUGUGGUGUUGAUCGUCAGUUUUCUUGCCCACUGUGUGGAAAAAUGUUUAAACGAAAAGAGCAUCUUACAGAACAUAUAUUUGGUACUCACAAAAACAUAGAUAUGUUUACUUUCAGUAAUUAAUUCAAUCUUAUAGGAUUGUAUUAUAUUACUACCAUAUUGUUUGAAAUAGCGCAAUGUGCUAAUGUAAAGAGCUUUCAUACGUAUUCACUUUUUUACUGUCCUAUAAAACAAACCGUGAAAUUGUGAGGAACCAUAUAUGUCGGAAAAACUGAUGUCAUAAUGUUUGAUACUCACCCUCAGGAGUACUGUGAACAUACACAUUUAAAAGAAGGAAUGAAAAAAAAAAUAGUUUUU